AUGGCCAUCUAUGGCAUCAACAUCUCAUUCUUUUUCUGCCAGGCGACCAACAGUCGUAUCAAUAAUGCGACAGCAGUUUUGCGGGGACUUAUAUUUAAGAUUGUGCAGCAACAACCCUCACUCAUCAUCCAUAUUCGUUACGACGGCUCCUCCGAGUAUGAGAAUGUAUGGUCCGCCUUACUCAGAGCUUUCACCAAUAUUCUCGAGGACCCGCACCUACAGAGCACUUACCUGAUCAUGGAUGCACUUGACGAGUGCACUACAGACUUUGGCCGACUGCUUCGUCUUCUCGUCAAGCAGUCAUCAGCUUAUUCGCACGUUAAAUGGAUUGUCUCUAGCCGUAACCGGCCCAGCAUUAAAAGUGACCUCAAUGGCCCGACGCAAAUAAAGCUCCUGGAGUUGAACGAGGGCACUGUCGGCUGCUGUUGGCUCAUUCAUACAGCACAAGUUAAACGAGUUGGCGAAAAAGAACGAGUACAGCCCCAAAAUACGGGAUGCUGUGUCCAGCAUUGCCUGACGUCAAAGGCAAAUGGAACCUUCCUCUGGUAG
This is a messenger RNA of Penicillium egyptiacum, 549 nucleotides long. NCBI's taxonomy places the organism in Eukaryota, Fungi, Ascomycota, Eurotiomycetes, Eurotiales, Aspergillaceae. The record is from the annotation of a GenBank genome assembly.